AUGGUGGACACGCUGAAGUCGAUUGGUCUUACAGAACAAAAGGCCAAAGAAACUUUGCGCAAUGAAUCGUUAUCCAAAAGCCUUAUGGAAAUCAUACGACAAGUAAGCGCCGGCCAAGGAAAGCUGCUUUACAACUUGGCGACGAGAGCCAAGAAUCAGUACCAUCAGCACAUACCGAUGCUCGUCGAACAUAUUUGCAAAAAUCGCAUUAAAUCUGACGUGCAACUUUUGGGGGAAAUCAGGAAGAACCUGCCUUUUGCUGAUGGCUCGCUUGUGAAAAAUGAGCUCGACCUCCAAAUUAGACUGCUACUGGGUCCGAAAACGGAAAAGAAGUCCUCUGACUUGCAGGCCAAUGCUGACGAUGCCUCUGCUGCCAUUUUCAACGGCACAUCUUGUAAUAAAGGAGAAAGCUCAGUUGAAGAGCUGAUGAGAAAAGUCAAGUUUCACAAACCAGGGGAAAAUUUCAAGACCGAAGGAUAUGUAGUUACGCCGAAAACGUUUGAACUGUUGCAGCGCCAUCUGGAACAGACCGGUGGCAAAGUCGUGACACGUUUUCCUCCCGAGCCGAACGGAAUUCUGCACAUCGGUCACGCCAAAGCCAUUAGCAUUGAUUUCGGAUAUGCGCGAGCACAUGGUGGGAUUUGCUAUUUGCGCUACGAUGACACCAAUCCAGAGAAGGAAGAGGAACAGUUUUUCACUUCUAUAGCGGAGAUGGUAGAAUGGCUAGGUUAUAAACCAUACAAAGUGACUCAUUCUUCUGACUAUUUCGACCGGCUGUACGAAUUAGCCAUCGAAUUGAUAAAACGUGGUCACGCAUAUGUAUGUCAUCAAAGCGCCGACGAGAUGAAGGGCUUUAAUCCAGCACCGUCUCCUUGGCGCGAUCGCCCUAUCGAAGAGUCACUAGCGUUGUUUGAGGACAUGAAAAACGGCAAAUUUGAUGAAGGGUCCGCUACAUUGCGCAUGAAGAUCACUUUAGAAGAAGGCAAAGUUGAUCCGGUUGCGUAUAGAAUUAAGUACAUGCCUCAUAACCGAACCGGAAAUAAAUGGUGCAUUUAUCCGACGUAUGACUACACGCAUUGCCUUUGCGACUCGAUUGAGAACAUUACCCACUCUCUGUGUACCAAGGAGUUUCAGUCGAGACGACUGUCGUAUUAUUGGCUGUGCAAUGCAUUGGAUUUGUACUGUCCUGUUCAAUGGGAGUACGGUCGUCUGAACAUGAAUCAUACCGUCGUAUCGAAAAGGAAGAUCCUCAAACUAAUCCAGUCGAAGAUAAUCACAGACUGGGACGAUCCGAGACUAUUUACACUUACCGCAUUGCGACGACGUGGAUUUCCUCCAGAGGCCAUUAACAAUUUCAUAGCCAAAAUGGGUGUGACGACCGCUCAAGUUUUCGCGGAGCCGGAAAUGUUGGAAGCUUGUGUUCGAGACGUUUUAAGCCGUACUGCUGCAAGGUACAUGGCCGUUUUGCAGCCACUGAGAGUGAAUAUCGUUCAUGGCCCAAAUUGGCUUCCGCAGAGUGUGAAUGUGCCUGAUUUUCCUGGCGACGCAGAUUGUUCUUCUUUUCAUACCGUUGCGUUCGAUUCUAGCGCUGAUGUAGCUUUCAAAAGGUUAACCAUGAAACAACCGGUCGGCCUCAAACACGUGGGACUGGUCUUAACCUGCAAACAAAUAGUCAGGGAUACCUGUGGAAACGUAGUCGAAAUUUUGGUGUCAGCCGACGCGUUAACAAACGAAAAUAAACCAAAAGAUUUAUUCACAAAAAUCCAGAAGAUGCGUCUGAAGUUCCAGACGGACUUCGGAAAACUCACUAGUAAAGCUUGA
Molecule: messenger RNA, 1821 nt
Organism: Soboliphyme baturini
Lineage: Eukaryota; Metazoa; Nematoda; Enoplea; Dioctophymatida; Soboliphymatidae
Source: the annotation of a GenBank genome assembly